UAUUUUAUAUCGGUUAAAAAAACGCAACUUUAUUUUUUCCAGGCACAUCCUUUCCUCCAUAAACAUUUAUAUAUAAAUAGCUUUCCUCCACCUCCUCCCCUCGCUGAUCUGUCCCUAACUGAUGACGUAGUGUAGUCGGUGUUUACCAUAGCGGCUAUCUGUUAGCUAAUUGAAAGAAAAUGCAGGUUUUAUAGCUGCAAGAACAGUCAUAGUUUUCGAAGAAAGUCUAAAAUAUUUUUCAGAAUGAACAAUAGAACAUCGUAUUUUUAUGACCCAGACGUGGGCAACUUUCAUUAUGGUGCUGGCCACCCCAUGAAGCCUCACCGUUUGUCUCUGACUCACAGUCUGGUGUUGCACUAUGGACUCUACAAGAAAAUGAUGGUGUUCAAGCCAUACAAAGCAUCUCAGCACGACAUGUGUCGGUUCCACUCUGAAGACUACAUUGACUUCCUACAGAAGGUCAGCCCCAAUAACAUGCAGGGCUUCACCAAGAGCCUCAACACAUUCAAUGUUGGAGAUGACUGUCCUGUGUUUCCAGGUCUUUUUGAGUUUUGCUCAAGAUACACAGGAGCCUCCUUACAGGGAGCUACGCAGCUCAACCACAAGAUCUGUGACAUUGCCAUCAACUGGGCCGGAGGUUUGCAUCAUGCCAAGAAAUUUGAGGCAUCUGGGUUUUGUUACGUCAAUGACAUAGUCAUCAGCAUACUGGAGCUGCUCAAAUACCACCCCAGGGUUCUGUACAUCGACAUAGACAUUCACCACGGUGACGGCGUACAGGAAGCCUUUUACCUGACUGACCGCGUCAUGACUGUGUCCUUCCACAAAUACGGGAACUACUUUUUUCCAGGAACAGGUGACAUGUAUGAGGUCGGAGCAGAGAGCGGCCGGUACUACUGCCUCAACGUUCCCCUCAGAGACGGUAUCGAUGACCAGAGCUACAGGCAGCUGUUCCAGCCGGUUAUUAAACAGGUGGUGGAUUUCUACCAGCCAACCUGCAUCGUUCUACAGUGUGGAGCAGAUUCUCUGGGCUGCGACAGACUGGGCUGCUUCAACCUCAGUAUACGCGGACAUGGCGAGUGUGUGGAGUUUGUUAAGAGUUUUAAGAUCCCUCUGUUGGUGCUGGGAGGCGGAGGAUACACGGUGAGGAACGUGGCUCGCUGCUGGACCUUUGAGACGUCUCUGCUAUUGGACGAGUCCAUCAGUGAUGAGCUGCCUUAUAGCGAGUAUUUUGAGUACUUUGCUCCAGACUUCACGCUGCACCCCGAUGUCAGCACCAGGAUAGAAAACCAGAACUCCAGACAGUACCUGGAGCAGAUCCGCCAGACGGUGUUCGAGAACCUGAAGAUGUUGAACCACGCGCCCAGCGUCCAGAUCCACGACGUUCCCUCCGACAUGCUGAGCUACGAACGCACCGACGAGCCCGACCCCGACGAGAGGGGGGGCGAGGAAAACUACACCAGGCCGGAGGCAGCCAACGAGUUCUACGACGGUGACCACGACAACGAUAAAGAGAGCGACGUGGAGAUUUGACCCAGGAGGGUGAAAGCAGCAGAGCUUUUUUUUUUUUUUUUUUUUUUGCGGUCCGCGAACAUGGCGCCAUCGCUGCAGAUUAAACAGAAACUCGGACAUUAGUGACUGAAAAAGACUCUCAGACUCUGCUCUUUUAUUCCUCUGUAGGUUCUCUUUCUAAACAAAAAAAAAAAAAUAUAUAUAUAUA
Perca flavescens (yellow perch) is the source of this 1717-nucleotide messenger RNA. RefSeq names its product histone deacetylase 3 (gene hdac3). NCBI's taxonomy places the organism in Eukaryota, Metazoa, Chordata, Actinopteri, Perciformes, Percidae. Gene Ontology annotation, biological process: epigenetic regulation of gene expression. Gene Ontology annotation, molecular function: histone deacetylase activity. The record is from RefSeq and is a predicted model, not a curated record. The coding region runs from base 244 to 1530 and encodes 428 amino acids. The transcript is spliced from 15 exons.